AGAACGCACAAAAAUGAAGCACGCUGCUAUCGAAUGUCUGUCUUUAUUCCAAAAUUCGUUGUCAUUAAAUCGCAGCAAACAUUUACUCAUUCUUGGCACUGGAAUUUCUGGACUGUAUCUUGUUGGACAAAUCUACGUCUCUUACAAGAAAGCCCAACGCAGUUUUAUUAUUUUUACAGGAAGAAAUGGGCUUCUGUGGAGAAGAAUAUGGUUAUCCUUCAUCAGUUUGAACGGGGAAAAUUCACGCCCAAUGUUUCUCCGUAGCCCCCUGAAGUUGGAGACAUACCUGAGAAUGACUGGCAUUCCUUAUGAGAAUAAAUUUGAGGAACCAAUGGGUCUCAAAGGUAAAACUCCAUGGAUCACACUUAAUGGUGACAAGAUUGCUGACUCACAGCUGUGCAUGGAGCUGUUGGCCAGAAAGUUCCACAAAGAUUGCAGUUCUCACUUGUCACCCAAAGAGCAAGCCAUAGUGUGGUCAUUCCACAUUAUGGCUGAGGAGCAUCUCUAUUAUUUUCUUUAGGGGUUUGCUUCUGUGGCGCUGGGUGUACACCAAACGAAGGACCCUCUGGCAAGUUCCAGUUCAAACAACACUGAUUUAGCUUCAGUAUUUCAGUAAUAACUUGUUUAACACAGGUUCAAUGCAACCUUCCUAAAAGUCUCAGCCUGAUAUGUUGCCUUUAGUUGUCAAGAAAUUGAAAGGCCAAGCUCAAGGGCAAGGAAUAGGAAUGGGUCUGCACACUGAAGCCGAAGUCAUUGAAAUGAGCGUUAAGGACUUGCGAGCCAUUUCCAAUUUCCUUGGUACCAAACAAUUUCUGAUGGGUGACAAAGCAAUUGAAGCAAAUUGUGCCGUCUAUGGAAUUCUCAGCCAGUUGCUGUGAAACUGCCCAGGCUCCCCAUUUGAAUGUUUCCUUUCUAUAUAUCUAAACGAUCUCCCUUGCAAAAUAUGAAAUAGUACUUGUCGGUGUAGUAAGUAAAAGUCUGAGAUUAUGUUUAUA
Messenger RNA from Daphnia pulicaria, 995 nucleotides. RefSeq lists its product as uncharacterized. The transcript has 5 exons. Bases 14 to 520 code for a protein of 168 amino acids. Gene Ontology annotation, cellular component: cytoplasm. NCBI's taxonomy places the organism in Eukaryota, Metazoa, Arthropoda, Branchiopoda, Diplostraca, Daphniidae. The record is from RefSeq and is a predicted model, not a curated record.